CAUGAAAGCAUCUAUACCCAGACAAUAGAGUAAAGCCGUUGAAUACAUUCAAGCGAAGACCAAUAUUCUCCCUCUUCUUUCAACUUGCAUGUACAGAAUAAUACAUUCGUCUGUAUAGGUCGUCUGAUGUGACUCUUCGCGAUACUCUAAAUAUAUCCUAGUUUACAAUUGAGGACUUUCGAUUCCUUUCUGCUUGUGGAUCAGAAAUAUACCCCCGAUUCUUGCUUGGGUUCGAUUUUUGAUGUCUGCAUGUUCUCGAAUUAUAGCAUUCUGAAGCUGAAGUGAAGCGAGAGGAAGAGGACACUUAUAUUUUGGGAAUAUAUUGAGGUCACGUCAAUGGGGAUAUUCGGGUGACCUCAACCUCGACAAGAUACCAACAUCACGUCACCAUCAUCAUAGUAUCAAGAUGGAGUAUAUUGGAACUAUUACUCUGCUAAUACUAAGCGCCACAGCGCUUCACGAUGUCUCGGGGGCAGAGGUUCGGGAAAAGAGACAGACUGCGAGGCUCAACGUAAGAGACUGUAGCCCUUUCAUACCGUACUACCCAUCAACGACGUUUAACUCUGAUGUUCGACUUGCUGAGUUACGGCGCCAGAUGCACUUACGUUACGAUUACCAGGCCUAUAUAAUACCCGGAUACGAUGCUCACGGGAGUAUUGACCUUGCUGAUCCUGACAAGCGUAUAUGGUAUAUGACUGGAUUCAAUGGAACAGGAGGUGUUGCUAUUGUGACAAGUGACCGAGUGACGACAUCAAACUCAAGGGCGGCCAUAUGGGUUGAAAAAAGGUUUGAGCUCCUGGCGAAACAACAGAUAGAUUGCAACUGGGAUAUACAUGUCUUAGAUGACAAGAAUGAUUUGACUCCAUGGCAAUGGCUCCUGCGAGAGUAUGACCUUGAUCCCCAAGACCUCUUAUCCGGGGAGCUGCGGGGAGCCGGACUGGAGAAUGGUGCUAGGGUCGGAUUUGACCCUCUACUUAUGCCUUACGGAUUCUGGUACGAGCUCCAAGAGACCGAUCGCCUGGAGCCCCGCUCCGUCAGCCUCCAAGCCACGCCCCUUGUAGAUUUAGGCCUCACUGUAGAGGAACGUAAGACCAAUCUAGUGGAUAGGGUCCGCAUAGAGCUGGCGGGGCGUGAAGGGGUGAUUGAUCCAGAUAGGAUUGAACCAUUGGAUCAGUUCAACCCCUACGGGUUGACCUACCCCGGACGGGAAAUCUACAUACAGGACAAGGAGCUUUAUGCAGGUUAUGACUGGCAGGAUAAAGUAUACCGUCGACGUCAGACAUCCCUGGGGAACCCCAUCUUGUACUUUAAGAAUCUGCGAGAACUCAUGGAUGAAAAAGAUGUUGAUCUACUCAUCAUAACGAGGCUCGAUGAAAUAGCCUGGUUGUUUAAUCUACGCGGAGAAGACAUCCCGUACAACCCUCUAUUUAUUUCGUUUGCUAUCGUCGGGACACAGUACAUCAAUCUUUAUCUGUAUGAUUCCAAUCGCCGACUGGACUCGGAGAGAUUCCACGAAUUGAGGGAACAUCUGGAGCUCGAUACAGCAAGAUGUACAAGCUAUACUUCCUUCCCAACAACUUGCAUAAGAGCGAAGGAUAUAUCAGCCUUUACUGACGACCUCUCCACUAUAUCGUUUAGCAAGAAGGUGUGGUUCAGUAACUCGUCCAACUACUUUGUCUACAAGACUGUCACAGAAAGGGAUGAUGUUAGAAAUGACAGGAGUAAAUACAUUAUGGAACCUUCCCCAAUUCUUUUGAUGAAAGCUGUCAAGAAUGAUGUCGAGGUGGAGUCAAUGAACUUGGCAUUUAUAGCAGAUUCAGUGACGACGAUAGAAGUAGCAGCUUGGAUGGAUAAUCUCCUCCAGAAUAUGGUGAAUCCAAAAGAAGGGGAUGAUCGAUCAUUGACAGAGUGGCUGGUUUCACAAAGGACAGAAACUAUAAGAGAAUCACACACUAGCUAUCAAUAUCCAAGUUAUGAGACUAUAGCAGCCGUUGGAUACCACAGUGCAAAUUAUUAUUACCAUCCAAUAGAAGAUGAGCGCUUCGCCAUCCCUACUGGAAAGAUGUUCCUCUAUGACAUGGGAGGACAGUAUAGGGAAGGAACAACUACACUAGCAAGAACUUUCUUCUUUGCCAAAGAGUGGUACGAGGAUAAUGAGAACCGCUAUGAAUACGACCGCUCCUAUGAUCCAGCAACACCGUCCGAAUUCCAAAAGGAGGUAUACACUCGCAUUGUACUUGGACUUAUUGAUUUGUCUAUGGCCAAAUUCCACACAAAUGUAUAUGGGCGUGAUCUGGAUGCCAUUGCCCGCCAGUACUUGUGGGACGUGGGUCUGGACUACUUCCAUCCAACCGGAUACGGUGUGGGACAGUAUCUCACCCCUCAUGAAGGUCCUGUUUACAUCAAUUCCGAAUUCAUGGUGGACGAACAGCCAUUCAACCGCAGCAUGUUUAUUUCUGCAGGUCCCGGUUAUUACUAUCGUGAUCCUGAUGGUGAUAGGGAGAGUGACUUUGGUGCUCGUGUCACAAAUGUUCUCUAUGCCAAACCUGUCCCACGAACACCAUAUGAAUUUUUGAACGAGGAUGAAAGCGAUGACGUACAGUACCUUGAAUUUGAGACAGUGACCUUUGUACCUUUUGAGCCAAGGCUGAUCAAAUUUGAAUACUUCACAAGAAAACAGCUGGACUGGUAUAACGACUACAGUGCACAAAUCAGGGAAAAAAUGAGCGGUCGUCUCUCUGGAGACGCGCUAAAAUGGAUGCAGAGGAGAACUCGCUUCCAGAGGUACAAGUGGGACUACAUUGGUGGGGCAUCAACAAUCUCAAAGACUACUACAGCCAUUAUAGUUACAGUGCUUUCUUUUAUAACAUCUCUUCUUUUGCUGUAGAUAUGUUUUAUUCAUUAUUUCAAUAUGUUUUCUUUGUAUU
Lytechinus variegatus (green sea urchin) is the source of this 2927-nucleotide messenger RNA. RefSeq names its product xaa-Pro aminopeptidase 1-like. The transcript has 23 exons. The record is from RefSeq and is a predicted model, not a curated record. NCBI's taxonomy places the organism in Eukaryota, Metazoa, Echinodermata, Echinoidea, Temnopleuroida, Toxopneustidae. The coding region runs from base 407 to 2887 and encodes 826 amino acids.